AUGACCUCUGUUGAAUUUGAUCCUUUUGGGUUUACUGUGAAGGACAAUCUUCUGAGAUGUGAUAGCACGGGGGACCUCUAUCCAAUCACAAAUUUCGCCUGUCUUUCUAUGUUUUUUGCUCCAUCUGCCUUUUCUGCCAUUUCUUUGGAUCAGUGGCAUAAUCGUUUGGGUCAUCCGGGGAUAGAUGUAAUCAAGUCGCUUAGGCAUUCUGAUGGUUCUUUUGAGAGGCAUAAAGCCCGUCUUGUAGGUGAUGGCAGGUCACAGCGGGCAGGCAUUGACUAUGACGAGACAUUCAGUCUAGUUGUUAAACCAGCAACAAUCCGAAUAGUUCUCAGUCUUGCCGUGCCGCGAGCAUGGUAUCAGCGUUUCACACAUUAUGUUGCCUCCAUUGAUUUUAUUCAUAGCCAAAUGGAUAAUUCUCUAUUUAUAUACAAUUCUGGUUCUGAUACUGCUUAUCUUUUGCUAUAUGUUGAUGACAUCAUUUUGAUAACUUCAUCUGAUGAUCUCCGCAAAAAUAUCAUUGCCCGUUUGAAUUCGGAGUUUGCCAUGAAAGACUUGGGUCCUUUGCAUUAUUUUCUUGGUAUUGUUGUUCACAGGACUCCAUCUGGAUUAUUUCUGACGCAAUAUAAGUAUGCUUCGAAAAUUUUAGAGCAUGUGGGAAUGACAAACUGUAAACCAAGUCUUACACCUGUUGAUACCGCGGGCAAGAUGAGUGCUCAACCAGGCCCACUAUGUUCAGAUCCUCAAAAAUACAGGCAAUUAGCUGGUGCUCUUCAGUAUCUCACCUUUACCAGGCCUGAUAUCUGUUAUGUUGUCCAGCAGGUAUGUCUUUUUAUGCAUUCACCAACUGAACAACACAUGAAUGCCUUGAAAAGAAUCCUGCAUUACAUUAAAGGGACAAUACAUUAUGGUUUAUCUUUGUCCAAGUCCCCUAAACAUUCUCUUGUCUUUUAUAUGGAUGCGGACUGGGGAGGCUGUCCUGAUACUCGUCGUUCGACGUCUGGUUACUGUGUUUUUUUGGGUUCUAAUAUAAUUUCAUGGAGUUCCAAACGGCGACCCACAAUUUCCAAGUCUAGUGCUGAAGCUGAAUAUAGGGGAGUUGCCAAUGUAGUGUCUGAAUCUUGUUGGCUUCGGAAUCUUCUUCUGGAAUUGCAUUGUCCAAGCAGCAACCUUAGUUUAUUGUGA
Jatropha curcas is the source of this 1185-nucleotide messenger RNA. NCBI's taxonomy places the organism in Eukaryota, Viridiplantae, Streptophyta, Magnoliopsida, Malpighiales, Euphorbiaceae. The record is from RefSeq and is a predicted model, not a curated record.